GCUUGGCCAGGACGCUCCUCGCUGCAGCCAGAUCUUCUGGUUUAAUGAGACAUCUGGGGAAGGGGCUCCGUGUUUUCCUGGCUCUCCAGUUUGUUCAUGAAGCAUGACUUGUGUUGAACAAGACAGGCUGGGUCAAGCAUUUGAGGAUGCUUUCGAGGUUCUGCGGCAGCACUCAACAGCAGAUCACCGGGCUACCUCAGGUUACAAGGGCUACCUGGCCAUGCUCAACAACUGGACCCCGCUCAGAGCCAGCCCUGGGGGGCUGCCCAUGGAGGAGCCCAGCUGCCUCUCCAGCUGGCGAACGGUCCUGAACAGCGCUUCAGACCUCUGUUACCUUGAAGGAAACUUUCACCCCCCUCUGCAGAGCACCACUGGACGUCACAUGGUCUCGCCUGCCCUGCUGCAGCCAAAGGGAGGAAAAGGCCGGAGGAAGCCGCGGCUCUUUGAGUACCUGCACGAGUCGCUGUGCGACCCCGAGAUGGCCUCCUGCAUCCAGUGGGUGGACCCCGCCCGCGGCGUCUUUCAGUUCGUGUCCAAGAACAAGGAGCGGCUGGCCGAGCUGUGGGGCCGCAGGAAGGGCAACCGCAAGCCCAUGACCUACCAGAAGAUGGCGCGGGCGCUGCGCAACUACGGCCGCACCGGGGAGGUGACCAAGGUCCGCAGGAAGCUCACCUACCAGUUCAGCGAGGCCACCCUGCAGCGCCUGGCGCCCGGCCGCCCGCUGGCCAAGGAGCGCCUGCCCGGCCUGGCCGCCCAGCCCCCGCCCGAGCACCCGGCCCUCGCCAGCUGGAGCCACACGUGCACCGGCCACCUCCUCGGCGCGGGCCACGCGGCCUACCAGGACGGGCUCUCGGUCCUGCCUCGGGGCUGGCUGAGCCACUGA
Messenger RNA from Octodon degus (degu), 883 nucleotides. RefSeq names its product Spi-C transcription factor (gene Spic). Gene Ontology annotation, cellular component: nucleus. NCBI's taxonomy places the organism in Eukaryota, Metazoa, Chordata, Mammalia, Rodentia, Octodontidae. Gene Ontology annotation, molecular function: DNA-binding transcription factor activity, RNA polymerase II-specific; sequence-specific DNA binding. The transcript has 6 exons. The coding region runs from base 104 to 883 and encodes 259 amino acids. The record is from RefSeq and is a predicted model, not a curated record. Gene Ontology annotation, biological process: regulation of transcription by RNA polymerase II; cell differentiation.